CUGUCAUGGUGGCUCACACAGGAUAAAACUGAAACGUUUUGUUGUGCUUUUUUCCUGUGGUUGUUUUCUGAACCCCUCAGGUUUUAUUUUUAGAGUAAUUGUUUGGAGCAAGCCAUCAGCGUCAUGGCGUCCACUGCUGCCGGCAAACAGCGGAUACCAAAAGUGGCGAAGGUGAAGAAUAAAGCUCCUGCAGAGGUGCAGAUCACCGCCGAGCAGCUGCUGAGAGAAGCCAAAGAAAGGGAACUCGAGCUUCUCCCACCCCCACCCAAACAGAAGAUCACUGAUAAGGAGGAGCUGAAUGAUUACAAGCUGAAGAAGAGGAAGGGGUUUGAGGACAACAUCAGAAAGAAUCGCACCAUCAUCAGUAACUGGAUUAAAUACGCACAAUGGGAAGAAAGCCUGAAGGAAAUCCAGAGGGCUCGCUCCAUUUACGAGCGUGCGCUGGACGUGGAUCACCGCAACAUCACGCUGUGGCUGAAGUACGCCGAGAUGGAGAUGAAGAGCCGGCAGGUGAACCACGCCCGCAACAUCUGGGACCGAGCCAUAACCAUCCUCCCUCGAGUCAACCAGUUCUGGUAUAAGUACACCUACAUGGAGGAGAUGCUGGGGAACGUGGCCGGCUGCCGGCAGGUGUUUGAGCGCUGGAUGGAGUGGGAGCCCGACGAGCAAGCCUGGCACUCCUACAUCAACUUUGAGCUGCGCUACAAAGAAGUGGACAAAGCGCGCAUAAUCUAUGAGAAAUUCGUCAUCGUUCACCCUGAAGUAAAGAACUGGAUCAAGUACGCUCGCUUCGAGGAGAAGCACGGCUACAUCGCUCACAGCAGGAAGGUCUACGAGAGGGCGGUGGAGUUCUUCGGGGAGGAGCAUGUGGAUGAAAACCUCUUCGUGGCCUUCGCCCGGUUUGAGGAGACGCAGAAGGAGUUUGAGCGUGUCCGGGUGAUCUACAAGUACGCGCUGGACAGGAUUCCCAAACACCAGGCACAGGAGCUCUUCAAGAACUACACCAUGUUUGAGAAGAAGUUUGGAGACCGGAGGGGAAUCGAGGACGUCAUCGUUAGCAAACGCCGAUUCCAAUAUGAAGAGGAAGUCAAGGCCAACCCACACAACUACGACGCCUGGUUUGAUUACCUUCGCCUGGUGGAGAGCGACACUGACGUGGACACCGUUCGAGAAGUUUACGAGAGAGCCAUCGCAAACAUCCCCCCCAUACAGGAGAAGAGACACUGGAGGAGAUACAUCUACCUGUGGAUCAACUACUCCCUGUAUGAGGAGCUGGAGGUCAAGGAUCCUGAGAGAACGAGGCAGGUUUACCAGGCAUGUCUGGACCUGAUCCCUCACAAGAAGUUCACCUUUGCUAAAAUUUGGCUGCUCUACGCUCAGUUUGAGAUCCGUCAGAAGAACCUGCAGGGAGCCAGAAAGGUGAUGGGCUCGGCCAUUGGAAAAUGUCCCAAGAACAAACUGCUGAAAGGCUACAUCGAGUUGGAGCUGCAGCUGCGGGAGUUCGACCGCUGCAGGAAGCUGUACGAGAAGUAUCUGGAGUUCAGUCCGGAGAACUGCACCACCUGGAUCAAGUUUGCCGAGCUGGAGACCAUCCUGGGAGACGUGGACAGAGCUCGGGCCAUCUUUGAGCUGGCCAUCGGACAGCCGCGGCUGGACAUGCCGGAGGUUCUGUGGAAGUCCUACAUCGACUUUGAGAUCGAACAAGAAGAGUUUGAGAAGACGAGAGACCUUUACAAGAGGCUGCUGCAGCGUACCCAGCACGUCAAGGUCUGGAUCAGUUAUGCUAAGUUCGAGCUGUCCAUCGAGGACGGCGAGCGGCUGCAGAAGUGCCGGCAGAUCUACGAGGAGGCCAACAAGAGCUUGAGAAGCUGCGAGGAGAAGGAGGAGCGUCUGAUGCUGCUGGAGUCCUGGAGGGACUUUGAAAAGGAGUUUGGCUCUGAGAGCAGUAGAGAGCGGGUCAGGAAGCUGCUGCCCGAGAAGGUGAAGAAGAGGAGGAAGCUGACGGCCGAGGACGGGUCGGACGCAGGCUGGGAGGAGUACUACGACUACAUCUUCCCUGAGGACGCCGCUAACCAGCCCAACCUCAAACUGCUGGCCAUGGCCAAGAUGUGGAAGAAGCAGCAGGUCCAGGACGACGGCGAGAAGCUGCCAGAGAAGAGUCAGGUGGUCGAGGACGCCACGUCGGCGUCUGCUGAGGAAGCUGCAGCUGAAAACACGUCCAGCAGGAUGACUGAGACGGAGCAGGACAAUGGGGACGACAGCAGCAGCAGUGAAAGCGUUGCCAUUGAAGAUGAUGAUGAUGGACAGAAAAAGCAGAGCAGUGAAGAUGAGAAAAAGUAGACUUGGUGACAUUUUUCAUCCCGUUUAUUCAUGAAGCUCCUGAUGAGAAAGUCAGAAAAUAAAGUUUUUUUUAUUUAGAA
This is a messenger RNA of Melanotaenia boesemani (Boeseman's rainbowfish), 2420 nucleotides long. RefSeq names its product crooked neck pre-mRNA splicing factor 1 (gene crnkl1). Lineage: Eukaryota; Metazoa; Chordata; Actinopteri; Atheriniformes; Melanotaeniidae. Gene Ontology annotation, molecular function: protein binding. The record is from RefSeq and is a predicted model, not a curated record. The transcript has 14 exons. Bases 124 to 2340 code for a protein of 738 amino acids. Gene Ontology annotation, biological process: mRNA splicing, via spliceosome; spliceosomal complex assembly. Gene Ontology annotation, cellular component: post-mRNA release spliceosomal complex; Prp19 complex; precatalytic spliceosome.